Molecule: messenger RNA, 1460 nt
Organism: Lactuca virosa
Lineage: Eukaryota; Viridiplantae; Streptophyta; Magnoliopsida; Asterales; Asteraceae
Source: the annotation of a GenBank genome assembly
AUGUUCAUGGGCUCUGAAGCAGAACGUGACUUAAAAGAUCUAAAAAAGAAAUUAAAAGACAACUUUCAUGUUGGCCCAUUGAUUAAAAAGUGUUGCACCUUGGACCAGGGAAAAGCUGUGAUUACAUUUCUUGAUGCAAUUUUGGACAAAACACUUGGUAGCACAGUGGCUUUACUUGCUGGCAGAGGGCGUGGAAUGUAUUCAAAUAUAUUUGUGACUGCUCCUAACCCAGAAAAUCUCAAAACUUUGUUUGAAUUUGUAUCAAAGGGAUUGAAUAUGCUAGAGUACAAGGUAUGUCUUGAAGGAAAAACUUCACGAGCUUCUGCAACUCAGAAGCUUAAGUUGUGGUCAUCAACCAAAUUCCAUGGAAAUUCUGUGAACAAUUCCAAGAUAAAAGACUUUCCACGUCUUUCUGGUGCUAGAAUCGUCCUCAUCGCAACACAUCCAAAUGCAAUGAAGGUACUUUGAAGGUCAAUGCACUUCCAUAUCUGAGGAAGAUGGUGUCCAAAACAAACCAGAGUCUCCACAUCUCAAAAUCACUGAAGCUACUGAGAAAGUGUCAUUUCUUGUUGAAGAAAAUAUAAAGCCAAGAUCCAAAUUCCAACCUACCUCCUCUACUUAAUUCUGUGGCUGGUGAACACACAUGUAUGGUUAUAAAACCGCUGGAAACAUCUGAUGAUGAUGAAGUUAAUAAAGAAUCAAAUGAAUUGGGAUUUUUUGGUGAUUUUUAUCGAGCUUUUAAGGCAGCAUUUGCAAGGCUUUUGUGUUCUCCAAGAUUUAACACAAUGGAAUACAAGCUUGCAAUGAGAUUGCAGACCUGAAAUUGCCUCUUGCAUACCUAUACUUCCAGGAGAAGUUUCUAGUUACAUUAUCAUAUGCUCAAGCUUCUGUGUUACUAUGCAUGGGAUUACAGAACCAAGAUGAUUCAUAUGUCGAGUUUUUUUUUCUAAGUACUUAAAAAGUGUUUAUUUAUUUUUAACGUACAGGGAGUGAUGAAGUUGGAAAGACAACAAAUAUUUUCAUUAUUCAUGAAAGUCAUGAAAAAGUUUCAGAAAUAUUUGAAUUCAGCAUCUUCAAAACAGUUCAGUGCCACUCUUCACGUAAUCAAAGAAGUUAUGUUGAAACCAUAUUUGAUUUCUGUGGAUGAGGAUCUUGAUGAAGCUGCAAAGAAAGAUGAUAUGAAGGCAUAGAGUGAUGGAUUAUUGAAUCCGGACUUUCUUGAGCGGUAUGCGAUUGAUGACAAUGAAGUGGAUUUUGAGAGUGCUUUCCAAAGUAGUGGAAAGAUACCCUCAGGUGGUGUAAUUCGUGUCAAGUCUUCUAGUAAAAGUAAAACCAAAACCAAGGAAGAAAAACAUAAACAUGGGACACAAAAAGAUAAGAGUGAAAAAAAAAAAGAAGCAAUGUAGGACAUUCUUCCAAAUUAUCAAAGAAGAAAAGAACAUCAUAGUAUAGUAUGGGUC